Messenger RNA from Penicillium verhagenii, 1467 nucleotides. RefSeq lists its product as uncharacterized. Lineage: Eukaryota; Fungi; Ascomycota; Eurotiomycetes; Eurotiales; Aspergillaceae. The transcript is spliced from 2 exons. Bases 1 to 1467 code for a protein of 488 amino acids. The record is from RefSeq and is a predicted model, not a curated record.
AUGCCGUACAAUACCCGUCGCAAGUCACUCUCCCUCCCAUCACUAGGCAUCCAUCUCCCCAACUCGUCACGUCGUUCCUCCCCCGGCUCAAAAGCUGCGUCAACUGAAGAUCACCCCGCCAAAAAAGUCAAGCGGUCGCAUACUUCAUUAUCGCCAGAGCCAUCUACGGAGAAGGCUUCUUUCGUGCGCGCGGGUCGACACGGAGCCUUUGAACACACCCCACCCCCCUCUCCAUUAAAUGGUGGCAUUGCGCCUAAGAUUGAUACCGAGGGAAUCAACGAUGAUAUUGUGGUUGCCGUGAUCGAUCAGUUGGAGAAGACUGGGAAUCGUCCUCAUCUCGUCAAGGAGCUGGCUGCCGUUUUAGUGUCACUGAAUGCGACUGUCACCAACUCUGCGAAUCCCGCUGCCCUCCUGUCCUCUAGACUGGCAGCUUACAUGAAGCGACCUUGGACUGCCCUCGCGCCUUGUCCCGUCGCCAAAGAACUUAUUUUAAUUCAUCCACGAAAAGUGUAUUAUUAUUUGACGACCUUUCCUCGUCAGCCUAUUCCUGAAAAUGACGACUUUAAUGUUGCCAUUGACGGCAAGCACAUUACUCCCAGCGUCUCUAGCUUGGAUGAAGAUGAAGACGAUAUGGUUUCCCGCCAACGCAGUCCCAGCCCCGAAGUCGAUCUCUCCCCCAACUACGGAGAUGAAGAAGAUAUCGACUUGGAUAGCUCUACUAGCCAUGGUUCCUCCUCCGAUCAGUUCCCUGACCCGUCUAGUCGUUCUCGCCUGAUGCACUCAAAUCGUGCUGCCUCCCCGCCCCUGGAGGGCGAUGAGAAGGAAUUCACCCAGACCGCCAGUGCCGUGCGUGAGCGCGCAUCGGAAGAGAAGGCUAGCCGGGAUCAAUCGGCCGAACGGAGUCUCUCCAUUCUUUCCGAAGGUCUCAACUCCAUGAAUGACAGUAUGAGCAUCGACUCCCCUAUAAAUGGUGGAUCGAUGUCUCCUUCCAUCCAUGGCGAGGAGGAAUUUAAUGAUUAUUUCUCACACAUGAACGCUACCGAUAACGAGGCUCAAGACUUGGAUGAGGCAGCUGCCGCCACUCUUUUCGGCACCUCGCCUUCGCCUUCUCUCACUUCCAUUGCAUCAUCCGUCUCGUCUGGAACGAGCGUCGAUGAUGCCGGUAUUGAUUGCGAGGAAAGGGCUGGCCCUCUUCCAGCUGCUCCCCAGAUCAGCCUUCCCACUGAUAUGGAUGCCGCGCCCGUUUCAACUCUCAAGCGCUCUCUUGAUAUGUUGAACAGCGGGUUCCCCGAUGUGGACUUGAAGAUGUCGGAUCUGACUGAAUCACACGAGAAGCUCAGCCUCGGUCCUCGGGCCUUUGCCCACAUGGAUACCGACACUGUCUUUGCUUCCGAUUCUUGGCGAGAAUUGCAAAACCCGGAGACCGUUGAGGUCGAUGAGCUUGAUGAAAUGUUUGGCGAAAUCUAA